GACGCGCCUGCACGCCUGUCACCCUCCGCGGACGCCGCCUGCCGACAAUCGCAAUGGACUACUUAAGUUCCGACCAUCCCCCCCCGGCACAAGCUGAUCUUGAUUCCUCUCAUCCUUCUUCCUGAUAUGCUCUGAGUAUCCCCGGGUUUGCGACCAACCGUCUCUUAUCGUUCCCCCCCCCGUUGCCCAUUGCCAGAAUGUCUCUUGCAGCUCAAGGGCCCGCGUUGGCCACCUCGGUCAGCGCCCACCCCUUUGAUCCCGUCCGACCCCACGAGAUCCGUCUGGCUGCCCGCAUCCUGGAGGCUGCCUUCCCCGGUGUCAAGCUUCGAUACAAUCGCAUUGAUAUCCACGAACCCAUCAAGAAGGAUGUCAUUCCCUACAUCGAGGCGGAGAGGUUGCGGAAACCCCUCCCUCCUAAGCCUGCCCGCCUGCUGUACUCCUACUUCCACCGCCUCGAUACCGGUGCCUGCUGCAAGGCCGUGAUCAACGUGGACGCCACAUCCAUCAUCUACGUCAAGACAUUGCCCGCAGGCGUCCAGCCUCCGGUAGAUAUUGAUGAGUUGAUCGUGAUCGAAGACAUUUGCAUGAAGCACCCUGCGGUCCUGGCGGAAAUCGAGAAACUGAAGUUACCACCGGGCAUGACCGUUUGCAAUGACCCAUGGAUGUACGGCACCGAUGACCGGAAUGAGACGAGACGCAUGUUCCAAUGCUUCAUGUAUAUGGUGGAAGUGGACCACCCGGAAAACAACCAUUACUCCCUACCAUGCAAGUUCUCACCGGUCUUCGACGCCUUUACACUGGAGUUGAUUCGUAUGGAUUAUUUGCCCGGUGGCUCGGAUGCUCAGACCGAGGAGACUCAACCCUGGAAGCCGGUCAAGGCCGUUCAGUAUGCCCAUGACUUGCAGGAUGGGCCCCUUCGCACAGACCUCAAGCCAUACAUUGCCCAGCAACCGGAGGGUCCCUCCUUCUCUGUGGAUGGUAACUUUGUCUACUGGCAGAAUUGGCGGUUCAGGGUGGGCUUCAACAACCGCGAGGGCAUGGUCCUUUACAAUAUCACAUACGACCACCGCAGCGUCUUCUACCGCCUGGCUGUCUCUGAGAUGACAGUCCCUUACGGAGACCCCCGCGCCCCGUACCAUCGCAAGCAGGCUUUUGAUGUUGGUGAUGUCGGUUUUGGUCUCAAUGCCAACCAGCUGACCCUCGGAUGCGAUUGCCUGGGUCACAUCAAGUACUUUGACGGCUACCGGUCUGAUUGCAAGGGAAACCCGGUUCUUCUCAAGAACAUCAUUUGCAUGCACGAGCAGGAUAAUGGUAUUCAGCACAAGCACACCAACUACCGAUCUGGCGCAGCUACUGUGGUGCGCAACCGCCAGCUGGUUCUUCAGAUGAUCUGCACCGUUGCCAACUAUGAGUAUAUCUUCAACUACAUCUUUGACCAGGCGGGCAACAUCGAACUUGAAGUCCGCGCUACUGGAAUCCUGUCGACCGUGCCUUUUGAUAACGAGAAUGGCGAGACUGUCUCAUGGGGUACCAACGUGGGCCCUGGUGUCAUGGCUCCGUUCCAUCAACACAUGUUCUCCCUUCGGAUCGAUCCGGCCCUUGAUGGGUUCAAAAACACAGUUUACUACGAGGAAAGCGUUCCUCUCCCGGAGGACGAGAACAACCCCUACCUGGUGGGCUACACCACGGAGCAAACCGUGGUUGACAGGUCCGGCUCCUCCAACCUGGAUAUCAGCCGCAACCGGGUCUUCAAGAUCCGCAACGACGAUGUCAUCAACCCCAUCACAUACAAGCCCAUCGCUUACAAACUCCACGCGGCACCUAGCCAGAUGCUCUUGCAGAGCAACAAGGCCAUUGGCUACGGCCGGGCUGAGUUUGCUAGCAAACCCAUCUGGGUGACCAAGUACCAGGACGAUGAGCUGUACGCGGCUGGCGAGUUCACCAACCAGAGCAGCCGCGCCGUCGGUGUCGAGACCUGGGCUAAGAGGAACGAUCACACCGAGAACGAGGAUGUGGUUCUCUGGCACUCGUUCGGACUUACCCACAACCCUCGUGUCGAGGACUUCCCUGUGAUGCCCAUGGAGCGUAUCAGCGUCAUGCUCCGUCCCGAUGGGUUCUUCACUCGCAACCCUGCGCUGGAUGUGCCACAGUCCUCCCAGGCCUUCAACAAAUCCACCCUGCACCCAGAACCUGCUGCUGCCGCCGUGGCCUCGUGCUGCGCCGGUUCUGGAGCUAACAAGGCCAAGCUUUACAAGCGCGUGGACUAGAGCGGAACCGAGUCAUUGUUUGUUCACGGUGGUCAUUUUGGGAAAAGGGCACCUGUACGAUUUAUGAAAGCACGUGCUGGCGUUACGAGGACAUGCAUGUAUAUACCAUUAU
Aspergillus heteromorphus CBS 117.55 is the source of this 2379-nucleotide messenger RNA. Its product is annotated as amine oxidase. The transcript has 4 exons. NCBI's taxonomy places the organism in Eukaryota, Fungi, Ascomycota, Eurotiomycetes, Eurotiales, Aspergillaceae. The coding region runs from base 198 to 2267 and encodes 689 amino acids. Gene Ontology annotation, biological process: amine metabolic process. Gene Ontology annotation, molecular function: quinone binding; primary methylamine oxidase activity; copper ion binding. The record is from RefSeq and is a predicted model, not a curated record.